This is a messenger RNA of Halichondria panicea, 1280 nucleotides long. RefSeq lists its product as uncharacterized. The record is from RefSeq and is a predicted model, not a curated record. The transcript is spliced from 4 exons. The coding region runs from base 659 to 1039 and encodes 126 amino acids. NCBI's taxonomy places the organism in Eukaryota, Metazoa, Porifera, Demospongiae, Suberitida, Halichondriidae.
UGCUGGAAUGAGUCAAGAAAGUUCAAUUGUGGAUCUAAUUGUGUGCCCCACUCCAUCUACUGCUGCUGGUGUUACCAUCACCAACACACCUCCUGUCACUAUUGGUGGAUCCAUGCUCACCUUCACUUGCAGUGGAGACAAUGAAGUGAUAAUCUCAACCUGUGGCAGUAGUGGGUGGUCUCCUGACCCUAAGACAUUUGAAUGCAGAACAGAUCCUCAAGUCACCUGCGGCUCUCCUGCCACACCAUCUAGAGGCAGUGUGGACGUCAGUGGUGAGACACCAUGCACCCUUUACACUAAGCUCACAAGUCAUAUAUCGCUGUGAUGAGGGACUGUUUCCCCUUGAUGUGAGGACCAGCACAUGCACUGAUGUGGGGGGUAGAGGAGAGUGGGGGGAGAAUCCUGGGAGCUUGGUGUGCAGGGAGAGGCGAGUUGAAAUGUAGCUGUUUAGAGGUAAUGUUUUUUAUUUCCUUCGAAAAAGCUCAUUUUGUAAUUUCUGGGACGUAUAAUUGUAGUAGCUUACAUAUACAUCGCCUUUGUUCCACAUUUCCCUAAGUACGUAUACAGUCAUUUUGUUACCUUCCAUAUAGUCAACUGCUCUCUUCCUCCUGAGCCCUGCAACGGUGCUAUAGUGCACUAUGAGAGGUUAAAUGAGACGAUGUUGGAGGGAACAGUGCUGACUUACCAGUGUGACAAUGGACUCUCACUGACUGGACCCAACACCAUCACUUGCACUAAUACUAGAGUCUGGAGCACUGAGCCUGAAACAAUCAAGUGUGUGCCUAGGACUGAAGUUUCUACUGUCGCUAUCAGUGUGGUCAUCACUUUCAUUGUCACUCUAGUCAUUGGAUUCCUCACUGGACUCCUAGUGAUGCAUGUUUUCUCUCGUAAGAAGGCAGUAUACUUCUCCGCAACUGAAGGACAAGCUAACGUAGGACCCACUGCACCAGCUGGUCCUGUUUAUGAGGAGGUACCAGUAUCACCCAAAGAGGAGAUUGAACUCAACACAAACCAGGCGUAUGGACCGUUAGGACUGUAAAACUCAUUCACUUCAAUAGCAAGUUAAUUGUGAUCAUUCUGCCAUUUCAUUUGUUUUAUAGGCCUAUAUAUAAUUGUAGACUCGCUAUAGUUCGUAUAUAUAACCUGGAGAUUGUCUCAAUUGCAUUCCCUAUAUAAUACAUCAGAGGAGGUUAUUUUUUGCUGUAAAACUUGCCAUUGUUAUAACGUGGUUUUUUUGACUUCCUCAAUCAGAAAGAAUAAAGUGGUGUGCUUCUUUUAAA